Molecule: messenger RNA, 5224 nt
Organism: Malaya genurostris
Lineage: Eukaryota; Metazoa; Arthropoda; Insecta; Diptera; Culicidae
Gene: cpx
Product: complexin
Exons: 7
Coding region: 668-1135 (155 amino acids)
Biological process (GO): neurotransmitter transport; synaptic vesicle exocytosis; regulation of neurotransmitter secretion
Cellular component (GO): SNARE complex; terminal bouton
Molecular function (GO): syntaxin binding
Source: RefSeq, a predicted model, not a curated record
AGACAAAAGUUUUUGUGUGCACUUCUACACGGUCGUUUUCCGUUCCGUUGUUUCGAUGGUGCAAAAGUGCUGUGUGUUUCUAUAUUUUUCUCGGUUUUUAGUUGGUACAUCUUUCCUCCGGGUUCCGACCGAAGCCAAGUACUGAGUGUCUUUUAGGUGUUCUGUGGAAGUUCUCGCGUGCGGCCCUGUGGACACUGCGGGGUCUAGUUCUGCGAAAGUGCCUGAAACGGCAAGGCUUGUGAAAAAAGAGGAAAAAUUUCAAGUGCGGUGUUUGUAUGUUCUUUUCCUGACGGGCGACGUCUCCUCGACCGAUCGAGCUUUCAGCUGCACUUUUGCGGCGUAUAUGUUGUUUUGCGUGUUUACGUGAGCAAAAAUUACCGACACUACUGUGUUCAUAAACUUUAGGAUCUGAUUCUCUUCCUUUCUCUGUCCUAUUUCUGAAACACCUUAGUGUCACUUUGCUGUGAAAGGUUGUGCUUGUAUAAUAGUACCUUGAGAAAGCGAAAACAGAAACAUACGGCAGGCGAGUGAGUAUGUGUGAGUGUUUUUACCCCUGACAGAAGAAAAAAACACGAACAACCAGUGUUGUGAAUUGUUAGUUUAAUUAAAAGUUUUUCGCGAGUGUUUUAUUCAAUAGUAACCCGUCGCAACUAGACAACCGGAAACGAUGGCGGCUUUCAUCGCUAAGCAAAUGGUCGGCAGCCAGUUGAAUGCUGUUAAAGGAGCUGCUGGAGGCGCUGUAGGCGGUGAUGGCGGAGACGAUGAGAACGACAAAGAGAAGGAGGAGGAGGCCGAGCGCGAACGCCAGGAGGCGAUCCGCGAGGCUGAGGAACGACGAAAGGAGAAGCAUCGUAAGAUGGAAGAGGAGCGAGAAAAGAUGCGACAGGAGAUCCGGGAUAAAUAUAACAUAAAGAAAAAGGAGGAAGUGGUCGAACAGGCACCCCAGGAGGAACCCAAUCCGCUGAUGCGGAAAAAGAAAACACCGGAAGAGCUGGCGGCCGAAGCGGAACAGGAGGACCUGGACGACUUCACGAAUGGCGACCCGUCAAGCGGUAAUAGAAAGUUGAAAAACUCCAUAGAGACGCAGGUGAACGAGAUCAAGACGCAGAUCGAAGGAAAAUGCUCCUUACAGUGAUUAUCCAUCACCCGUAUUCAGCAGUAUAUUCAAUAAAAUUACACCUAAUUUAAAAAAGAAAAAGGAAUAAGAAACAGAAUGCAAAUGUUAUAGAAAACCAAAAUAGUAAUUAUUUAAAAAGCAUGAAAACAAGUAAUUAAAACAUAUUUAAAUGUAACGUUUUAAAUUAAACUUAAAAAAACAAGAAAGUGAAAGGCAGAGAAAAGCAUAACAUUUAGGCAGCAUUUAUCACCAUCACCAGUUCCCUCAGUGAGCAACCUACAUAACGAACACAGGAGAGAAGCACCGUGUGAAAGCAGUGCAGCAGAUUGGAGUCAACACCCACAACCACUGAUACUUAGGAACAUACAUAAAUCCCAAAAUCAAGAAAAAAAAUAAUAGUGAAAAAAACACGAUCACUCCAUUCACCGAAUUCAACACAAGCUCAUUUCGACACAUACCAUUGAAAACAAACGAACGUUAAUAGUAAACCAUAUAAAGAAGAAAAAAAAAACAUUGUUAAAAAUAGGACACCCAGGUGAAUCAACUUAUUGAAAAAUGUGAUUAUCGACAAGAGAAAAAAAAUGAACGUUUCGAUUAUCCGCAGCUCCUUUGUUUGUGUUGCUUCUGGAUAAGUGGAUAGAAGGGACGGUGGGAAGUGUUUGUUUCGGAACUUAGCGGCAGCACAGAUGAUAACAACGGCCGAAAAGUGACAAACAUUGUGAUAGAUCAGUCUUGAAAAAAAAUCGUUAUUCGUUUGUAGUUAAACCACAGACUUUGCUUUAGUCCGUUUGCAUUUUGUUGAGUGAUUUUUGAAUACCGUAGAAUUUUAGGAGACAUCAAUUUAGAGCAAAAUGAUUAUUGAGAAUAUGAAUUCCUAGCAAAAUUAAAACAGAUUAAAGAUUUAGCUUGAAGUUUGUUGACAAUUUAGAUCCUGUAUAAAUCCCCAGAUCGAGUGACAAAGUGUUCACAAAAAGGAAAGACAAACAAAUCACAAGACAAAAUUAUUCUAUUAUCUAAAGCAGUGUGCCGAGGUAUUCGAACGAACAAACACGUAAUUGUAGAAUUACCCGAAACAGAAACUAUAAUUGCUGCGUAUUUUUAUCGGUUGUUAUUUGGAGCAAUGAUUUGCCGUUAUUUCUCGGUUUUGAGAAUAAUCUAUUAGUGUUUGAAAAUAUUUGCCUGAUGAGUAGUUUUAGUGAGCAGAUAUAUACACAAAAGAGAAGCAAUCGUUCAACCCCAAUUCCUUGAACCCACUUGAUCGCAACACUUGACUGGUGUGAAAUUAAUGUUAUCCUGCAUCGUUUUCGUCGUAAGUGCACUACGAAUUAGAUGAGUUUCGAAACCACGUGAUGUGCACAGUUUUGUUGCUUUUCUUUUACUCGAUCUCAAUACUAUCUGUUGGCCAUAUUUUUGAACUGAUGUUUGAACACCUGCUCAGAACAUUUUUUUCUUCCGAUCCAUGCGUUGUGGGGUUGAAGUAUCCAUAAUGGGAGUUGGAAGCAAAUUUUAAUGAAUGUCGCAUUUUUGUUUUUCAAAUGAUCAAUAAGACACGUGUCAGCCUUCGCUUUAAAUAGGAACUGAAGGCGAACCAUUGCAAACAGAGUACUAUUUUUCAAUGAACAUGAAUGAUGAACAACGAGUACUCUUCAAAGUGAAUGUUGACAGCUGGCUUAUGGGCCAUUAAAAACAACGCGACAAAUGAACUGUCAUUCUCCCAGCGUGCGUGUAAACCCUGCAAACUAUGUCGAUCAUCUGCAAAUUGCAAAUGCACUGGGGUCGUUGAAUCUAAUCACUUAUUUGUUGAAUGGCUUAGAUUGUGAUAUCACCAACAUCAGCAAGGAUGCCAGGUUAGAUUUUGAAAAAUUUUCUAACAGGUUUUUGAAAGUUUGCGCACUUGAAAUGCUUCAAUGAAAGUGAUGUUUUGCGGGAUGAGCGAUCGAAAGGCAGAAUAAACAAGUGUUUGAUUGUUUGUGAAUUUUAGGAAAUCUGUGUGAAGACUACGAUUAUUUGCAAAAACUUGAAAAUAAAAAAAAUCUAUAAAUUCACAGACAAUUCUGCAAAACCUGGCAUCCCUGAGCAGCUGCUGUGUUGAUUGUUUAUCAACCGGACAAUACGGAUACAUUCGCAUAUUUUCAAUCUAUUCUCACACACAUUCUGUUAAGUGUUUAUGUCGCGCUAAUUGAUGUCGUGUCGCUAUUAGUAAAUGUAUUGUAAACUAAAGAUUUUCCUGACAACAGCAAAACAAACCAUACCAAACUAAGUAGCUUCACAUGUUUAGUGAGGAAUGAUGUAAACACAACAGCAGUAACACAUUAACACUAACAAACAAACCAAACGAACAGUAUAUUUAUCUCUAUCCUAUCGUUAUAAAUCAUUGAUUAGUGACGAAAACGAAAGCAAAAUGUUCAAUGAAAUUAGCGAAAACUCGUACUAUUUAAGCAUUUCCUCUAAGACACUUAAAUUCUCUUCUUACUAUCAUACAACAAACCCAAUAAUAACAAGCAUCACUAUUCUGUACAAUUGGCAAACCACUGGGUACUCAAAACUGGUAAUUUACAGAAUAAAAAAUCAAUCAGAAUAGAAUUCUGAACAUUUCAACCAACUGCAUACCGGCAUCGAAUCCCUACUCCGACAAGUUUCUCAUCAAUCCAUCAUUAGCUCUGGACGAAACGGGGAGAACCCUUACACAUUAACAAUCUGUUUGAUGAAAAAAAAUGAAAACAAAAAACGAAUUCACUGUCUACCAUCGAAAUUUUACAAUCCUAAACUAAUCAACCAGAACAAAUAUCAACCAAAAAGUGGAAACCGAGAAACUGGAACAAAACGACGUUUGUUUAUAAUUGUUGAAGAGAAUUAAUGAAAAGUUACACAUUAAAAUAAAACACAAAAAACUGUUGAAAACUCUGUUUUAUUUGUUUCUGUUUACCAUUCAGCAGACACGCACAUACUUCAUUUACCACACCCUCAUUCUCUUUAUAGACAGCUGUCAGUUUAAUAAUUAUCGAUCGUCUUGAUUGUCAGCCCUAUCCUGGGGUGGCCAUCUGAUUGCAUUACCGCCCAUUUUGUCGCCCAUACUCACAGAUUACUCGCGCAUUUCCCAGGUGAACUACGAUUUGCGAAAGAUAAAAUGAACAGUCAAAUACAAUAUAAGUGUCAAUUAUUAUAUGAGAAGCAUACAAAAAAAACAAAACAGAAAGUUAUUUAUAUUUAAAUGAUAAAUAAGAAAAGAAAGUAGAGAAGAAAAUAACUUGAUACGAGCAGAAAAUCGAACGGAAUAUUAGUGCUUAGCAUUGGGUUUGAUAUUGGUCGGCAACUGAACGAUAGCGAGCUUGAGUUUGUAAAAAAAAUGGUGUACUGACACAUUCGCCCGGCUGUCAACAUGUUCAGUAAUAUGCAUCGGCUCGAUGGAAACAUCAAUAUGAUGCGCAAAGCAGGAGCUAUAAAACUUGUGUUCAGUCGACCACGGGCUGACCAAUUUCACGGCAAGAGUGAAAUAACGUUGUUGAAGCAAAGUAGUUGCAUUCUCAUGAAACCCUUUACCGUAGUGACAAGAGAGUAUAUCAAAUUAUGGCGGCAGUCAGUGAGUGUUUUGAAAAGCAAAUUUAGCCUCUAAUUUUGGGACAAAAUUUUAAAUAAUUUUUGUAUGGAAUUGUUUCAGUGGCAAGUUUCCAUAUUUUUCGCGUCUUGUUAUUUGUUUCCCUGUUUCUAAAAAUCAGCUUAUCAUUGAAUGUGUCAAAACAUUCUAUUCCCAUCAAUCUAUCCAUACUUAAUCUUAGGCUUUAAUAGUGGAUCAACUAGUAAAUAUAAAACUCCCAUUCCAACAAUAAAACGUUUCUAUUCUAACUUUUUCUCCCAACUAUUCUUCACUCAAAACACACCUCGAUGGAUGCGAAGUAGAAAACAAACAAUAAAGACAAGCUUGAGCUGCUGCCAUGUUUCAGUUAUCUCAUUCAAUUAUAGAGCGAAUUAAAACAAGCAAAAUUAUUAUGCAAAGCUAGCAGAGUUAUGUAAGCCAGUGUAUAGAUAACAAGAACAGAACAUGAAUAACACAAAUACCGUAUCUAUCUACUGGAAACAAAAGAAAACAAAUAAACCAAAAAAACCACA